AGGUAAUCGAGCUUCAUUUCAGAGUCCAUAGAAAUAGAGAUAAUAACAAUAGUACAUACAUUACAUACAUACACCUCUGAAGUUGUGUACUUCAAACUUAUCUCACUAGCUUUAUUAUUUACAUACACAAAAAUUUUAUAUAUAACUCUGCAAUUUCUUUGGUUGUGCAUUCAAGAAAAUCAUGGGGGAGGAAGAAAAGAAGGGAGGAGGAGAGAAAGUAGAGGAAAAGAAAGAAGUGGAGGAGAAAAAACAGGAGGAAGUGAAGAAAGAUGAAGCUAAAGAAGAGAAGAAAGUCGAGAAAGAAAAAGAAGCUGCUCCGGCACCAGCUCCACCACAAGUGAUUGUUAUGAGAGUUUUCAUGCAUUGUGAAGGUUGUGCCAAGAAAGUCAGGGCUUGUCUCAAAGGCUUUCCAGGAGUUGAGCAUGUUGAAACUGAUUGCAAGAGUCAUAAAGUUAUUGUGAAGGGAGAAAAAGCAGAUCCAGUCAAAGUAGUUGAAAGGGUUCAAAGGAAAAGUCACAGGCAGGUUGAGCUUCUUUCUCCUAUUCCUAAACCUGCAGCACCGGCAGCGGAGGAGGAGACCAAGGUUGCUGAGGUUAAAGAAGCUGCUGCCAAGCCUGAGGAGGAGAAAAAAGAAGAGCCUCAGGUAAUUACAGUGGUGUUGAAAGUACACAUGCAUUGUGAGGCUUGUGCUCAAGAAAUCAAGAAACGCAUUCUGAGAAUGAAAGGAGUGGAUGCUGCGGAACCAGAUAUAAAGAAUUCACAAGUGGCAGUGAAAGGGAUAUUUGAGCCUUCAAAGUUGGUGGAAUAUGUGUACAAGAGGACCGGAAAACAUGCAGUGAUUGUGAAGCAAGAUCCCGAGAAAAAAGAAGGUGAAGAGGAUAAGAAAGAGGACAAAGGCGGAGAUAAGGCAGCAGCGGGUGAUGGUAAAGAGAAGAAGGAAGGUGGUGGCGAAGAAGCAGCAAAACCCGAGGCGGCUGCUGCUGCGGAACCAGAGGGUACACAAGUGUUGGAUAUGAAGAAGAACGAGUUCUACUACUACCACCCCCAGAACUACCAAGUCUAUCCUCCUACAUUCAUCGCAGAACCAUCAUACGCCUCACACUCGUAUCCGCCUGCACCUCAAAUGUUUAGCGACGAGAACCCUAAUGCAUGCUCUGUAAUGUAAAUCUGAAGGAAUGUGAGGGCCAAAAUAGGAAGAAAUGUGGGGACUGCACACAUGGCUAUCGCUGUUAUUCUAGCUGCUCAUAUACCUUGUAUGCUAUGCAUGUGGCCUUGUCUAGGGUAUCUCUUCUCUUGGCAUUACUCUGCUGAGAAAGGGAAGCUGUAGAAUUUUUCAAGGUUCUGUACUUUUAUUUUUGCUUACUGUAAUCCUUGUUAAAUAUGCUAUAAAUAAUCUAAUUAUGAUUAUAGUAUAAUCUAAUGUAAACUAUAGUUUCUGUA
Molecule: messenger RNA, 1440 nt
Organism: Daucus carota subsp. sativus
Lineage: Eukaryota; Viridiplantae; Streptophyta; Magnoliopsida; Apiales; Apiaceae
Product: heavy metal-associated isoprenylated plant protein 7
Exons: 5
Coding region: 182-1165 (327 amino acids)
Molecular function (GO): metal ion binding
Source: RefSeq, a predicted model, not a curated record